CUCAUUGGCUCCGAGAAGUGCCUGGAGAGGAUCGAGCAGAUGGUCAGUGAGGCCAAGACCAAGGCAGGAGCUGACCCCCAGGUCCCUCUCCGUGCCCUGGGGCUGUCCCUGAGUGGAGGGGACCAGAAGGAUGCCAUUGGGAAGCUGACAGAGGAGCUGCACCGGCGCUUCCCUCACCUGAGCCAGAGCUACUUCAUCACCACCGAUGCUGUGGGGGCCAUGGCCACAGCCACUGACCAUGGUGGCAUCGUGCUGAUCUCUGGGACAGGCUCCAACUGCAAACUCAUCAACCCUGACGGCUCCGAGACAGGCUGUGGCGGUUGGGGACACAUGAUGGGGGAUGAAGGCUCUGCAUACUGGAUUGCCCACCAGGCGGUGAAGAUGGUGUUUGACUGUAUGGACAACCUAGAGGUGCCACCACAUGACGUCAGCUACGUCAGGCAGGCCAUGUUCGACUACUUCCAG
Acanthisitta chloris (rifleman) is the source of this 465-nucleotide messenger RNA. RefSeq names its product N-acetylglucosamine kinase (gene NAGK). The transcript has 4 exons. The record is from RefSeq and is a predicted model, not a curated record. NCBI's taxonomy places the organism in Eukaryota, Metazoa, Chordata, Aves, Passeriformes, Acanthisittidae. The annotation marks the transcript as partial. Gene Ontology annotation, molecular function: N-acetylglucosamine kinase activity.